UCUGCAUAUUAAAUUAUCACCUCCACAGUUUCUGCCACAAAAUUCCCAAAUGAAUCAAAACCUCUGCCUCUUCAUCCUGAUCUUCCUUCUCUCAGAAGCCCCAGUAUUUGCAGCGGACUUUUACUACCAAAACUGCAGCGUCCCGAUAACUUGUGGCCGCCAAAAAAUCAGCUACCCGUUCUACAUCCAAGGCAGGCAACAAGACUUCUGCGGCUACCCUGGUUUCCAGCUCUCCUGCCAGGGCGGCGCAGACGACGAUGAAGAAGAAGCCUACCCACUUCUCCGGUUGCCUGGAGACGAUUACAUAAUUCACAACAUCAGUUACGAAAGCCAGACUCUUGUCGUCUCAAAUGCUUUACUUUCGCACUACUUGGACAACUCUUCCUGCGCUAAUCUCUCACUGAUCCAUAAUUUAACGAUCCCUAAUGAACAGUUUGAGCUGGCUCCAAAGCAAGAUCAGUUCUUUCUGCUCUACAACUGCAACCCUUCGUUUGUCGAUUCUUUUCCAAAGUACAAGAUUGGUUGUAAUAACACUUCGGUUCUUGCUCUGCCUGGGCAGAUAUAUCCGAAAUUUGGAGGUCUUGUGGAGGUUGAAAAGUGUGGAUCGAGUGAGGUGGCGGUGGUGCAUGGUGGAGGGUAUGGGAAUGAUGAGGCGGCGGGAAUGAAGGAAGUGUUGGGAAGAGGGUUUGAGAUGAAAUGGCUGGCUGCUGACUGCAGCCGCUGCCAGGGGAGUGGAGGGCUAUGUGGGUUUAACUACACCACCCGCCAUUUUAGGUGCCUCUGCCCCAAUAGGACCCAUUCUGUGAGAUGCAAGAAGGAUGACGAAGGGGAUAAGCAGUUGAAUUUGAAGCUAGGACUAGGAAUUGGCCUUGGAUUUCCAGCACUUCUUGCAAUAUGCGGGUUUCUUCUGUUGCUUUACAAGAAAAAACGCUCUUCACUCUUCCUCUCAAGGAACAUUUCUUCUCAGCCAUACACAAAUUCCGACAUAGAAGGGGGCGGCGCCUACUGUGGUGUCCCGGUCUUCAGCUACAGUGAACUCGAUGAGGCCACAAACCACUUUGAUAGCGAAAACGAACUUGGAGAUGGAGGUUUUGGAACUGUCUACUAUGGAAAACUCAAAGAUGGUCGGGAAGUUGCAGUCAAGCGCUUAUAUGAGCACAAUUACAAACGCGUUGAACAGUUCCUCAAUGAAAUUGAAAUCCUCACCGGUCUGCGCCACAGAAACUUAGUCACCCUUUAUGGCUGCACCUCACGCCGCAGCCGUGGACUCCUCCUUGUCUACGAAUACAUUUCCAAUGGAACCGUUGCUGAUCAUCUCCACGGAGACAGAGCAGACCCUGGCUCGCUAACUUGGCCUAUACGUAUGAGCAUCGCCAUAGAAACCGCCAACGCAUUGUCCUACCUCCAUGCUUCUGAAAUUGUACAUCGCGAUGUGAAGACUAAUAACAUUCUGCUCGAUGACAAUUUCUGCGUUAAAGUUGCAGAUUUUGGGCUCUCCCGGCUCUUCCCCUUGGAUGUCACGCAUGUCUCAACCGCUCCACAAGGGACACCGGGUUACGUUGAUCCAGAGUAUCACGAGUGUUACCAGCUAACUAGCAAGAGUGACGUUUAUAGUUUUGGAGUUGUUCUCGUCGAGCUCAUAUCAUCUCUUCCGGCAGUUGAUAUAAUGAGGCACAGGCACGAAAUUAAUCUGGCUAACUUAGCCAUAAGCAAAAUUCAGAAAGGUUUGUUCAACGAGUUGGUAGAUCAACGUCUCGGGUUCGAAUCCGAUGGUGAAGUUAGAAGGAUGAUCAUUGCAGUUGCAGAGUUGGCUUUUCAAUGCUUGCAGCAGGACAACAAUGUGAGGCCUACCAUGAAUGAGGUUUUGGAGGCUUUGAAAAUGAUCGAAAGCGGGAGUUAUGUCCCUGAGAAUUUAAAGCCGGAACUGGACGGUCAGAGUGUGAAAACGAGUGUACAGCCGCCAGCUUCGCCAGAUGGUGAUGAGAUCGGGCUGUUGAACAUGAGACCUCCGCAUUCGCCGGUUUCCGUCACGCAAAAAUGGCCUAGCACUAGGUCUACUUCACCUAAUGCUAGUGCGUGACAGUUCCUUUUUGUGGGUGUUACAUUUCAGUAUAAAGAAUAUAUAUGAAUGCAUUUCAGAUUUGAUUAGGUGGGUGGAGGUUUAUUUGCCACUCAUCUCCUUGCUUUGUUAAAACGGUGAACUCAAGCCAAUAACGCCCCCGUUUUGCAAGGGUUGAGAGGGAAGAAAAUCUAUCGUACACAACUUUAACCUUUCCUUGCAAAGAGGUUGUUUCUACGACUCGAACUUAUGAUGUUUUGAUCAUAAAAAGGCAACAUUUUCGUUGUACAAGGCUCGCCAUCAUUGAAAAACACAUCUAAUUAGUACUGCUAGGUAAAAGCUUGAGGGAUUUGUACAUAUUAUAUGGAGACAUUGUUAUUGAUAUUUUACAUGUAUAGUUUUGAUCCUGUA
Molecule: messenger RNA, 2470 nt
Organism: Pyrus x bretschneideri (Chinese white pear)
Lineage: Eukaryota; Viridiplantae; Streptophyta; Magnoliopsida; Rosales; Rosaceae
Product: LEAF RUST 10 DISEASE-RESISTANCE LOCUS RECEPTOR-LIKE PROTEIN KINASE-like 1.2
Exons: 4
Coding region: 50-2080 (676 amino acids)
Biological process (GO): protein phosphorylation
Molecular function (GO): polysaccharide binding; ATP binding; protein kinase activity
Source: RefSeq, a predicted model, not a curated record